UUGAGCAGCCUGUCCCUCAUCUCUGCAGUCCCCCGGUCCCGGGCCGGCUUCCGAUGCUGCGCUGGCUGAUCGGCGGCGGCCGGGAGCCGCAGGGCUUGGCGGAGAAAUCCUCUGUACAGACAAUUGGUGAAGAACAAAUACAGAAUCCUUACACGGAGCUCCUUGUGUUGAAAGGCCAUCAAGAUAUAGUACGAUUUCUAGUGCAAAUAGAUGAUUGCAGGUUUGCAUCUGCAGGAGACGAUGGAAUCAUAUUUCUGUGGAAUGCUCAGACUGGAGAAAAACUUAAUGAACUUCAUGGGCACACACACAAAAUUACAGCUAUAGCACCAUUUUCUUCAUCAGAUGUUACUGAAGAAAAAAAUGAUUUGAUUAUAACAGCAUCAGCUGAUAGAACAGUUAUUGUUUGGGACUGCACUAGCGGCAGACAGAUUCAGAAAGUGUCAUGUUUCCAUUCUACUGUAAAGUGUUUGACAGUUCUUCAAAGACUGAAUGUAUGGUUGUCUGGAGGGAGUGAUCUAUGUGUUUGGAACCGAAAAUUAGAUCUCUUGUGUAAGACCAGUCAUCUUACUGAUGCAGGCAUCAGUGCUUUGGUUGAAUUGCCCAAAUACUGUGUUGCAGCAGCAGUUGGCAAAGAGCUAAUAAUUUUUAAGUUGAGUGCUUCUAACAAUGGGUCUGAAAGUUGGAAUAUUCUUGAAGUAAAGCGCCUUGUUGACCAUCAGGAUAAUAUUUCAUCUUUAGUCAGUGUCAAUGAUUUGACUUUUGUGACAGGUUCUCACAUAGGUGAGUUAAUAGUUUGGGAUGCACUUGACUGGACAAAGCAGGCAUCUGAGUGCAACUUCUGGGACUCCUCUGUCCAUCCAGAUGUACAGCCAGAAAUAAAGUUAUCCCAAAGCCCACAUGAAACUUCAGUUCAACACUUAACAUCUGACGAGGAGUGUGUGUUUGCUGCUGUUGGCAAAGGCAUAUACGUAUAUAAUCUUCAAAUGAAGCGUGUGAUUGCCUGCCAGAGAACUGCUCACGACUCCUCUGUGCUGCACAUUGAGAAGCUUCCAAACAGGCAGCUGAUCUCCUGUUCAGAAGAUGGCAGUGUGCGCAUUUGGGAACUCAGAGAAAAGCAGCAGCUGCCAGCUGAACCAGUUUCAACAGGGUUUUUCAACAUGUGGGGAUUUGGAAGGGCAAACAAGCAAGCAAUCCAAGCUGCUAAGAAGAUGCAUGAGAAUACACCUGUGUAUUUCUUGGAGCUGGUUGGUGAUUUGAUUGGUCAUUCAUCAGCUGUGCAGAUGUUCCUGUACUUUGGUGAACUGGGAUUGGCUACAUGCUCUGCUGACCACCUCAUUAUUUUGUGGAAGGAUGGUGAACGAGAAUCUAGCCUCCGCAGUUUAACACUAUUUAAAAAAUUGGCACAAAACGGUGAUUUGCAGCUCAGACUUUAAAUUGUUUGAAUACAGGCUGCAUAUAUGUAAACUGGAUGUGCAUUAAACAUGAGUGUAAAGGUAUGUCUGAGCUACUGGAAAUCUGACUACUAGUAAGGCUUACACUUAAUAUCAUGUGUUAUAUUGAACUUCUCUUAGUUGUUACACUUCUCAAAGGAGAAUUUUGCAUUUUGGUAUGCUCUGUCAGUAGAAAUGGUGUCCUUUUGAAAGACUGAAGGUAAUGAUGAUUCAUUGAAUAGUUUCUAAUAUUAUUCUGAAUGUUUAAAAUUAUCAUGAAUGAAUGUCAAAAUUAAGAAUUGUGAAAUACUUUAGAUGGAUCAUAAUUAAAGCAGUUGAGGGCAUCCAGAGUGCUAUGUGCAGGAAGAAGGCAUGGGAAGAAAUCUGCAGCUUCCUCUUUUAUCUAGUUUAUUUCUAGAAGCUGAACUUUCCUCACUGAUGGCUCAGAUUUGUGUGUAUACAGAAAGCCCCCCAAAAAAUCAUUCUCAAAUAGAAAAUUUGCAUUUGACAUUAUUAUCCUGCACCAAUGGUAAGAAAAAGAAAAAAAAGGUAGGUAGUUCCUACCUUUUGUUGGUUUGUCAGGUUUUAAUUUUUGGCAAACUGAGGUACAUAGAAACUAUUUACUAGUAGUAGCUGCAGUUUUACUUGGAUUAGCCUACAUUAUUAGAGUUUAUAAAGCACCAUUACCAAGUCUAGCAUGCAGUGUGAUUAGUUUAGCUUUGUCUUUCCAUAGUGCAUUCACCAAAUUAAUUUAUAUCUAAUAAAAAGCAUUUGCCUUACCAUGAAUUUUCAGAAUGUAAAAUACUUUCUUAAGCAAUUGGAGUUGAUAUGUUCAGUAGUAGUGAAACAUAUGAAUACUAAAUUCUCAGCUGAAGUCUGACUUCAGAGAAAUCUGCACCAAGUUUUUAAGGGUAAAUAUUAUCUCAGAGUUAAAAAAUAAGUAUCUAAGUACAUAGGUAGUAAGAGUCUAAAGUAGAAGCAUCUAAAUAGGAGUAGGGAAAGAAAUGCAAACUAAAACAUAAAGCUCAAACCUCAGCAACAAAAACACAAAAGCAAAAAAUAAUCAGGAGACAAACAUGAAAAUAAUCCCCUCCCUCCCCCACCCCAGCAAUAGCAAACCAAAAAAUGAAGCAAUGUUAAACCCAGAGCUGAUACAAAGGAAGUGUGAGGGAGUACAAGAUAAUGAGUGGUACAUUACUAUUUGAACAGAGAAGAGCUAGGGAAAAGGGGAAGUUUGUGAAUUUAGUGGGCAUAAAACUAUGUAGAAGAGGGUGCUACUAUCCUCAGAUCUACUCAGAAGAUACAGCACUUAAAUGGUGUAGGAAUAAAUCUUGUACAACUUUUCAGUGCCAUCUCUUCCCUUUGAAUCAAUGAAAAUUGUUAUGGGUACAGGAAACUACAUGGCUGUGAUUCCAGACUUAAAGUGGUUGCAGUAAGUGCGAUUAAAAUGAAGGGCUAAGCAGAUUCUUGAAAGAGCAGAAGCAAAAGGAGAAAGCUCCUAGUUUCCUAGGAGAAACCAAAGAGCCUUUUAGACUUGCUUCUCUCAGCAGAAGUGGGCACUUGGCUUUCUCCUACCACUCAGAAGCCUACCUUUGCUUUUAAAGUUGUCUUAUGAGAUAAUAAUCUUCUCUGGAAAGCAGGGCAGAGGGGCAGUAAGAUUUUGAGUUGUAAUUUUCCCCUACCUUAGUCAAGUUGUACAGCUAAUCUUACUUGAGUAUAGAGCUCAAAAUAAUAUAUUUAAAAAUCACAAAACAGAUGGAGGGAUUUUUAAAUUACCCUCUCCUUUCAAUUCAGGGAGGCUAAAUCAGUGUUAAAGCUUGAGCUGCAUGUUCUUUGCUAAGGCUGGCUAUUCUGUUGACCCAUGUAGGAAAGGCAUUUGGAUUACAGCUGAGGAUAACAUGCCUUUGGAUAUAUGGUAUUAACUUGAGAGAGGAAAGCAUGUUAAGUUUAUAUUGCUUCAGCUUGUCUUCAACAGCUCAUGUUGCAUUUUUGGCUUACCCAGGAGAAGCUGGGGAGAUAAAACCUUUCUUUGGAUCUCUUUUUCCUUUUUUUAAUUGCUAAAUAACUAUUUGGUUGUAUAUAGUGCUUGUGUAUACACAUAGUUAUCACACAUUUACAGUGAAAGCUUAUAAAAUUUAGGUUUUUUUGGAGAGCCUCCUGCUAUCUUCAAUUAUAACUAGAGAGAAUUAAGAACAUAUUUUUAUUAUAUCUUCUUGUGGCAUGAGAACAACUAUUUCCUUUUUUUGUGACUGCUUUUAAGUGAAUACCUGGUAGAGAAACAGACCUAUUAAACUGAACAGUUCUAGUCACAAAACUCACUGUGCAUUUUAUGGGAAUGUAAUUCAGCUUUAAACAGUCCUACAUGCAUAUAUAUUUAUAUUUAUCAAAAGUGCAAAUGUUCUCAGAUAAACUCCAUUGGCAGUAGAUCUUCCAAGGGUCUCUUCUUUUAAAGAUGAUUGACUUAAAAGUACUGAGCUCUUUGUUAUACAAAUGAACUUUGAGUGUAACAGGGAACAUAGGUAUAUAUCCCACUCCUUUGUUAUAUGAGAGUUUGUCACUUGCUGUUGGAAGAUGCAGUGAGCAUAAUUAUGGUGACCAGAUGAGACUUUUUACAUCUAACUGAUGUCCUAAAUUUUUUUCCGCCUUACAGUAACACUGAAUUCCAUAUAUCCACCUCAUGGAAAUAAUUAUCUUUAUCAGACCUGCUCUCAAUACUUUCGCAACUCUGAGGUGGCUGUUUUACAUCUCUGCACUGACAACAGCAUGAAACAAGCAGAUGUUAGUCUAGAUGAGUUAGUCUGGACGAGUCUAGGAGAUCUGACACAACUGGCAGAUGAUGACUAAUCUGUGCUGGUUUGUUUUGCUAUUAAAGAGGACCUAUAGCCACACAAAUUGCUUUUUUUUUUUUUUUUUUCCUUGUCUGACUGUGGGAAGAAACACAAUAUCCUGCAACAAAUAUGUUGAUUCUGUAUUAAUACUUUGGCCUCAGUUCUGGUUCACAAGUUGAACUUUAUUUUUUUGAUGCCUUCCACUGUUAACAUUUUGUUCUGUGUGACAGAAGUAUGACAAAAAUUAUGAAUUAAAUGUUUUACAUGGA
Molecule: messenger RNA, 4527 nt
Organism: Parus major (Great Tit)
Lineage: Eukaryota; Metazoa; Chordata; Aves; Passeriformes; Paridae
Gene: WDR41
Product: WD repeat domain 41
Exons: 13
Coding region: 54-1433 (459 amino acids)
Biological process (GO): regulation of autophagy
Cellular component (GO): lysosomal membrane
Molecular function (GO): protein binding
Source: RefSeq, a predicted model, not a curated record